AUGGCUUCUGGACGCGUUUCCGACAGUGUAAACUUUGCUGACCCCUAUUUCGAAGCCAUGGUCAUGCGCAUGCUGGAAUCACUAGACUCAGAUGUGGAUAUGUCCGACCAACAUGAAGAUUACGUUGAAGAAAGUGAACAUGAUACCGAUUCCGAAUUAGAUCUAGAACCGAAUGAAGAGUUUGAUCAAUCCAAUAAUCAAUCAGUACAAGUGAGUGACAACUACUCAUCGGAUAACGAAAACCCGAAUUAUUAUUAUGUUUGUGCUUGGAACUAUGUUUUCAACGAAAACACGUUGCAGUGCGACUACCAUAUGAAACUGAGAUCUUCAAUUGCACGAGCUUUGGGAAAUCAAGAUGUUCCGCUACAAGAGGACCAUGGUGUCGACAGGUUGGCCAGGAACGAAAUAAAAACGUACCACAUCUGUCCCCCAAAGAGGAAAAGAAAAACCGUAUAA
Molecule: messenger RNA, 456 nt
Organism: Acanthoscelides obtectus
Lineage: Eukaryota; Metazoa; Arthropoda; Insecta; Coleoptera; Chrysomelidae
Source: the annotation of a GenBank genome assembly